Molecule: messenger RNA, 5641 nt
Organism: Caenorhabditis auriculariae
Lineage: Eukaryota; Metazoa; Nematoda; Chromadorea; Rhabditida; Rhabditidae
Source: the annotation of a GenBank genome assembly
AUGCAAGCGGUAAACUUCAAUCCAAACGACACAAAAUACAAAGCCUGCUGCUGCCACGCGAAAACUUUCACGAUCGUCGUCGGGAUUCUCGAAAUCUUCACCAUUUGCUUUAUUCUUGUGGCAGGUUGAGGGAAAAAAUGAAUUCAAUUUUUUUUCGGAUUGAGGCCAAAGACAAAAUAAUUUGUCCACCGCAUUUGGUUAAUGCGAAGAUGUCAUUUUGCCAUUUUUAAAAGUUUCAGGCAAACUUUAUCACUAUCAAGUUUCUCACCAACGGAAUGAGUUUAUUUUCACCUCCAGUUAAAUUUUUUCUACGCAAAAAACAGCACAAUGUAUUUUGCCAUUUUUUUUUCAAUGCAAAGGUUUAUUCAAUGUAUAUGAUCUUGUAAAUUUGAAAAUUCAACAAAAUCUGCUGCUAUUUAUCUGUUUAUCAAAUAAAAUACGCAUAGUUAGUCAUUCUCCCAAAACAUAAUUGAUAUAUCUGUAUUCGAAGACAAGCAAUGAAUAAAAAUUUGUGAGCUUCACACGGAAAUCGAAAAAAAAAACUGGUGCUUUUUUUCAUUUCCGCUUUUCAAAAGGCUUGUAUUCAAUACGCAAUCAAUUUCAAUUGCCCAAAAAGGAGAGUGAUUGAAAAAAAAAUUAGAAAAAGAUGGAUAUUACGAAACAAAAAUUGUAAUUUUUUCCAUUGCAGUUUUACCGGAUUUGAACUCGAGAAUUUGCGAAGGAUAUUACAAUGGAUACAACGAAACGAGUAACUCGAGUUUUUAUGUUGCUCAAUCAGUUAGUUCGAACGACAGGUAUUUUUGUGAGCUUCAAGAGAAUUCUGUUUUUUUUUCAGUACCACUGGAGCUGUGAAAGAUGUAGAAAAUUUUAUUUGCGAACUGAACGUCGUUUUUCUGAUUUGGGCCGUGGCUCAGGUCAACUGAAAUUUUUUCUCUCAAAACUUUCAAAUGAAAAUUUAGAUCGUUUCAAUAAACGUCAUGUUCUAUGGAAUCAAAAUAAUACGCUGGUUCCUUUUUGUACCUCACAUUUUGUUCAGGUAUUAGAUUCCUAAUGAUGAACCAGAAAAAUUGAGUUCAGGUUAUGUUGUGCAGCCCUUCUUGUUGGUCUGCAGGGCAUAUUCGUGUAUUUCUGUCUCAUAUCCAACGGCGAUUUCACUUCUUACGUGGUCGCCAUCAUUUUUCUUACUCUGUUGCUUUUAUUCUGGCUUUAUGCAACGGUAAGAGCUUUUUAUGAACAUUUUCUGGAACCAAAACAAAAAACUGAUGAUCAAACUGAAUAGAGCAUACAAAAAAAUUGUCUUUUUCAAUGUGGAUUUUUUUAUCAUUUUUUUCAUUUCCUUUUUGAAACGAAUGUUUCUUUACUCAAAAAAAUGACCAUUUUUUUCUAAUAAAAACUAAAAAUUUUUUUGAGAAAAAUCCAACAAAACUCUGUUCGCAGUUUCAUCCUUGAACAUCAUUUUAGUGGAUUGAAAUACGAUGUGCACAUUUCAUCAAGAGAUCUCAAGAAACAGGAUUCUCAAUAUCCGUCGCUCGUCCCAUUGGUCCCGCGACGAUUUCUCUCAGCGAAAGAGAAGCGCCUCCACCGGUGAGCCCAGCUUUGAGUCAACUCUUCCAUUUUCCAAAGCUCACGGCGGAUGGAAAUUUUUCAGCUGCCCGUUCGUCAACUCCCACCUCUCCGUCACACGCGAAACCCUUACGUGACCCAGGAGAAAGCAGAGUAGAAAAUGAUUCGUCACUUCGUUCAAGGAAUCGAACAAAACUAAUAAACUGAAAAAGACAAGGAAAUGAGACCACAUUGUCAGAAAAAAAAACUCGCGAUAAUAGAGAAGUAGCGUGUGACGAACUCCGUUAAUGGGCUCUGUCGACGUGAAAAGUUCCGAAAUCUGCUUGGGCUGCGUUGAACUUCAGAUCAUUAUUUUUUGGCAACAUGACAAAUUUCAAAACAAUUUUUUGAGAAAACCAAGAAUCAGCAAUUAAAAUAUUGAGACGUCUCCGUGUUCGUUACGGAAAAAUUUUCAUUCAUAAUUCAUCCAGAAAAAAAGGCAUCCGAAAUUUACCAAAAGUACAAUGUCCAACGAGGAACACGUUUGAGAAAAACGACAUUUUCAGGUUGGUUCUCAUGUUUUCAACCCGCAAAAAAGCGGAAGUAGACAUUUAGUUUUAAGAUCCAAAAAAAAAUGAACUUCCCAAACGUCAUAAAUUGACAAAAAACCCCUUUUCCUUGGAAAAAACGCACCGCGCAAAAAAUGGGCAAACGUACAAACUAUAAAAAAAGCAUUGAAAUAAAACACUGAUUAAACUUGUAGUAGCGUUUUCUCAAACAGUUUUUUGCAAGUAACCUCGAUCCAAUACGUUUUUAAACGAGAACUCGAAAAUUCUUACGUUUGAACAUUUUUUUUCGGUUUAUACACAGUGCCCAACUCCUUGACACACGCGGAAAUACUUGACGUUUUCAUUGGUUCUCAUGUUCUCAAUUCAAAAAAUGUAGACAUCUAGUUUCUUAAAUCUGAAAAAAUAAACUUUGCCAACGUCACAAUUUGGCGUGAAAACCCGUUUUUUUUUUGAAAAGACUCCACUUGCCAGUUCAAAAACAUUUUUUAUCAAAAAUUGAAAAAAAAUGACAGUUUUCGAGUUCAUGCAAGAAUAUUGGGAGAGUAAACUUUUUGCAGCUUGUGAAAUAAAGUUUGUGCAACACUAGAGAUGCUCUGAAAUCCAGAAAAAGUGAAGAAGCUUCAAAAAAAAAGUCCAUCGAAGAGGCGAAAUACUAUUUAAAGAAAGGCAUACAGUCGAAAUUCAAGCUGAGGUCGUUUUUAGACGGUUUUUUCAUUGUAGGCGGCUAAAAAAGUAAAAGUGUUUAAGCAUUAACAUAAUGAUUGUUAUCACUGGUUAACUACAAAAAAAUGACUCUGAAAACAGAUUCUGUCAACUUAAACUGAGAAGAAAUUGCGUAAUUUUGGUAUCCGCGCCUAUUAGGACGACCGCUUCAAACACAGUGCUUGCUGCUCUUUUAUGUAAUUAUAAAACAAAAUUAUUGAAACAAACAAAAAAAUUCGGUUACUUGAAUACUGAAGCUUUUUUUGAACUUCUUGAUCAUACCGCGAAAACUUGUUCAUUUCAUGAAAUUAUAAAAAAACAAUCAACCCUGAUUCAUUUUAUUUCGAGAAAACUCAACAGAAAAAGAAAGGACUUUAAAUUUUUUUUGAAUUUUUCCCGCACCAGUUACAGAAUUUAAAACAAAUGCUUAAAAAGUAAGGUGGCACAAUCUAACAGGCCCAUAAGUCGACGGAACUGAUACGAAAACGCGCCAGACAGUCUUUUGCCCCGUGUUUCUCGUCACUUGACACACACUGUUUGUGUUUCUAGUGCAGUACAACUAGCUGCCGACUAUUUUCCCCUCACCUUUUCUAUUGGUUCUAGGCCCCAUUUCUCGGAUACGAGUUCAAAUUCAAAUAAUCUGAUGAAUUCUGAAAAGCCCGUUUGCUUUGUUUGCGGCGACUCUGGAGACGGUCAUCAUUUUGGCGUCUCUGCUUGCAGGGCAUGUGCCGCUUUUUUUCGCAGAACUGUCGCACGCGGCAAAAACUAUUUCUGCCGUGAGACGUCUUCUUGCUGUAUUGAUUUAUGUGAGUUUUCAGGUCGAGUUUAAAUGUAAAUUUUAAGAACUGAAGGAAGUAUAAAAUCGGAGAAAAAAGUCUUUAGACAACGUUUUGAGGUACAAAAAUCACAAUAAUUUUUUUUUAGUUUUUCCAUAAACACACAUACACGCAUUUUUUGAAUCUAUUUUAUGUAAAUUAAAUUCCAAGCCAUUAAUCAGCAACUGUAGGAAUAAUAAAAAAACAUUUUCCCAAAUCUCACCAUUUUAUCAAUUCGCUUGUUAAACUUAUUCAAUCAAAUUCUUUAAUGUUUUUCCCUUAUAAUAUUUUUUUUCCGACUUUUACGAUUUUUUUAAACUUUUUUUUAAAAAUUUGUUUCGAAAGGAACUGAAACUUCAAAAAUAGUUCGAAUGUUGUGACGUCAAACAAGAGGAUACUGGUCCCCUCAAGGAGUCAAAAGUGACCGUAACGAUUUUAUAUUUUGAUUCGUAAUAUUUAUUUAAGUGGUUUAAUAACUUAAGUUUGAGAUAAAUUCUUCGUUGGACUGUCUACUGGGUAAAACCACAAGAAAAGAAACAAGAAAUCGGAGGACUCUGCUCAUCAAGAAGAAAACUGAAUUUUCUGAAUUACUUCAAAAAAAGGAAGGAAUGAAGAGGACAUUGGUGUUUCCCCUUAAUGUUUUCGUUAAUAAACGGUGAACUAAUUUUCUACCUUUUUGCAGCAAUCCGAAGUAUGUGCAAAGCCUGUCGAUAUAACAAAUGCCUAGCAGUUGGUAUGAGACGGUCAGGUAACUCUUUUUGUUAUUUUUAUUCAAUUUAUUCCACUUCAUUUUCAUUUUUUUACAGCUGUUCAGAAGAAUAGAGAGCCUCUUGGAAACCGCGGUGGAAGCAUUUCUUUGAAAGACGUUACUCGGAGUGAGCUCGAGGUCUGGCCUGACUUUUUUUCUCAACUUCUCUCAAAAAAAACCCCAAUUGCUCUUAGACUCGACUGAAUUCCCAAACAUCUUCACAUCUUCUGGGAACAAAACUCGAUUAUCUUGAACGACUGGUAAGAUGUUACGACGCCUUGAGGAACGCUCGGCUGUUGGUUCAUGCCGAUCCUUGCAGAAGCGUUGGUUGAGUAUUUUCUUGACAUCAAAACUAGAUCAGUGUUCAGGAACCUCGAAUAGCUCAACCUACGAUGUUUUUAUCAGCAAACAGUGUCCAAAUGAAAGACGCCCCGUUGGUUUAUGACUUCAUUCAAAACACAUUUCCAGAACUAUCUGAACUAGACUUCGCACAAAAGGUUGGUAUUUGAAGUGUUCAGUGCGAUAAACUUACAGGAAAUUCUGUUCAAAAAUUGCUUUCCCACUUUUGGAAUUAUUGAAGGAACUUACAACUGCAUGACAAGUAAGUUACACAUUUUUUUGACAAACAAUGAAAAUUGAGAUCGACGAGAUGUGUACUAUCUAGCAAAUGGAGAUUAUAUUGAUUACAACAACCCCGCCGCAGGUACGUCCACGGACGAAGAACUCAGAAAAAACGAGUGCGGAGCCAAGUAGGAAACUAUUAUUCGUUCGUAUAAUGUUGCAAAAUAUGUUCCUGCAGCCUUUUCAAAUCCGCUUUUGAUUUCUUUCGAAAGUCCGUUCUUUCAUCGAUGAUCAACCACGGAGUCCUUUUCGUUGAGAUGUUGGCUCUUCUCGUUUUUGUAGUUUGGGAUGUAGGUAAGUUUUUUUAUAUUUGAUUCAAACUUUGAAUUUGACUUUUUUCAGGACUCGAUGGACAGAAUGAAAAAAGCGAAAUGAUUGCGAGAAAAGUUCGCGAAACGGUGAUGAGAGAACUGUUGCAGUACUAUUCCUCCAAUCAAACUUGUUCUGAACCGAGCGUCAGGAUGGGGAACCUCAUGCUAAUCCCGUACACCGCGCUGGUCACUGAAAUGCAAAAAAGCCUAUUUUUUUAUUUUUGUUUUUAGAAAUCCGUCCGUCGGUUCCAGGAAAACGUGGAAAUUUCUCGAAUAUUUGACUUAGGACUGGUUGAAGGCGCCCUGUGUGAUCUUAUUGUACAGAAGGAGUAA